CAUUUUCGUAGUUACACGAAUGUCGACGUGAUUGUUUCACCUUACGAAUCUGACGCGCAGCUGGCGUUUCUUGUGAACGAGCAUCUCGCUGAUGUGGUGAUAACAGAAGAUUCUGAUCUAAUUGCAUUCGCUUGUGAAAAAAUAGCUUUCAAAUGGAGCUGUGAACGAGGAGAUUGCUUGAUUUACGAGAAAAGCCAGUUGCCGCGAUGUUUCACGGGUGUGAUGGGGUCAAAUUUUGACUUCACGAAAUUUCGACGGAUAUGCAUUUUAGCAGGAUGUGAUUAUCUUCAGGCUGGGUUACCGGGUAUAGGUCUUAACAAAGCUCUUUCGUUUUUCUCGAAAACCUCAAGAACAGAUCUUCGCAAGUUGCUACCUCGAAUUCCUCAGUACCUCAACAUGUCUAAGUUAACCGUCUCAAAAGAAUUCGUUGAAGAGUUUAUUCGUGCCGAAAAUACAUUCCUUCAUCAGGUAUGUCUUUCUAAUAUAUAA
Messenger RNA from Haemonchus placei, 489 nucleotides. NCBI's taxonomy places the organism in Eukaryota, Metazoa, Nematoda, Chromadorea, Rhabditida, Trichostrongylidae. The record is from the annotation of a GenBank genome assembly.